Messenger RNA from Babesia bovis T2Bo, 1663 nucleotides. RefSeq names its product Eukaryotic translation initiation factor eIF2A family protein. NCBI's taxonomy places the organism in Eukaryota, Apicomplexa, Aconoidasida, Piroplasmida, Babesiidae. The transcript is spliced from 6 exons. Bases 15 to 1640 code for a protein of 541 amino acids. Gene Ontology annotation, biological process: translational initiation. Gene Ontology annotation, cellular component: cytosolic small ribosomal subunit. Gene Ontology annotation, molecular function: mRNA binding; tRNA binding; ribosome binding. The record is from RefSeq and is a predicted model, not a curated record.
UGAUCAAUGCCAACAUGGAGGAUAUCAGUGGUGGAUUACGAUCAAUGAACCUGCGCGGUGAUACUUCUGAUAAUGCUGAUUGGUAUAUUAUUGCACAUGGCAAAAAAACUCAGUUAUACCAAUUCACGCCGCGCAAUGCUGCUACACAAAGUAAUGAUGAAUGUACCUUGAUUUGGGAGGAGGUUGACAUUUCUCAUUGCUGUCCGACGCAUGGUGGUGACAGGAUAUGUAUUAAUCGUAAAGGUUCUAAUAUACUCGAGAUCAUUGAUUUGUUCAGUCGUAAGAUCGUAUCAACUAUACAGCUUCCACCAGACUGUGUUAUAUCCGGUAUACUAUUCAGUACCAAGGAUACAUACUUAGUGGUACACACUGCGUGGUCCGAGGCUAACCCUAACAAUUUAGUUAUUUACCGUAUUAAUGGCCCCGAUGUAACGCCAGUGCUUGCUAUUCCCUAUAGCAAGUCUUACACCGUAAAGCGAUAUCCUAUAUGGACUCCCUGUGAAACGUAUUGCACAAUUCGCGUUAAUAAUGAUUUAUUCGUCUUCAAGGACGGUCAGUAUUCACUGGAAACACCUCUGUCUAAAAUAUCACUUACGUUUGGUGAUGAUGGAGCUGUGCCUUUUUCUGCUAAUAGUAUAAUAUCAAUAUCUCCAGUGACAAAAAACGGUGCAUGCUAUUUGGCUGCGUUCACUCCUGAGCAAAAAGGCACCAGUGGUUUAGUUCGUAUCUAUAAUCUACAAGAUGCUACGAAACCCUGCUAUGAAAACGUUUUUAAAUAUGCUGAGGAAGGCGAAUUUUUCUGGAGUACCAGGGGUACAACUGCAGUUUUGCGUACAUUUAUUAAUAAUGUAAAAGGCCUUUCUUCUUAUUACGGUGGCAACGGAUUAUUUUUGUUGCAGCCACAUAAGGCGAAUCAUGAGACUAUAAUGGAACCUACUGAAGGCCAAGCCCACGAGGUAUCUUGGUCACGCACGGCGAAUGAUAUACUUAUAAUAAAGGGUACACGACCCGCAGAGCUUGAUAUGUACGACGGGAACAGUGGUAAUAAAAUACUUACUUUUGGCCGUCACCAUCGUAAUACCAUCAGACGCGAUGCAUUUGACAGAUUGGUUUUGAUUGGCGGCUUCGGCAAUCUUAGUGGCGAUAUUGAUAUAUGGGACCUAAAGAAGCGAUGCAAAAUAGCUCAAACCAAGAGUGACUGUGCCGUGUUUUGUGAUUUUGCACCUGAUGGGAGGUACUUUGUGACUGCUACAACAUGUCCUCGCAUGCGUGUAAAUAACUGUUUCAAGGUAUUCAGUUACAGUGGCAAGCUGGUAUCGCAGAUUGAUUUUGAUGAGCUAUACCAUUUAUACAUAUGUUCACCCGGUAGGACCUUUGUGGCAAGGGAUCCCUCACCAACAGCAUGUACAGUAGCUCCCACUGUUAAAAAAUCGGUUUACCGCGCUCCGGGAUCUCGCCCUGAUGGCCCUACUGCAGCGGCAUUUCUCCGCUUGGAGGCUCAAACUACAGUUGCAACACCUGUGGCAAGACCACCUGUUAGUAUCCCUAGGGGCCCACCGGGUGCUGAUCCAACGCUGUUAGCGCAAGCUGCAAGGAUCAGUCGUAAGAAGAAAGAUCAAGCUAAUAAAAGGAACAAUUAGACAUAUUAAAUAUUUCAAUGUCU